This is a messenger RNA of Branchiostoma belcheri (Belcher's lancelet), 1211 nucleotides long. RefSeq names its product regulation of nuclear pre-mRNA domain-containing protein 1B-like. The coding region runs from base 218 to 1177 and encodes 319 amino acids. Gene Ontology annotation, biological process: mRNA 3'-end processing. The transcript has 7 exons. Gene Ontology annotation, cellular component: RNA polymerase II, holoenzyme. Lineage: Eukaryota; Metazoa; Chordata; Leptocardii; Amphioxiformes; Branchiostomatidae. The record is from RefSeq and is a predicted model, not a curated record. Gene Ontology annotation, molecular function: RNA polymerase II complex binding.
AUUUUGACGAGCUUAUUAUAGUAGUACCGAAUCAUGUGCCGAAUCUGCCGCUCACUUCUGUCCUGCCGUGUUCACAAAACUGGGUCACAUCUGCCCCCCUCCCCAGAUGUUUUUGUGGUAGCAAAUAGCAGAACGUUCCAGACUAGUGCUCAGAAAACUUGUUGUACCGGGCGAUUUUGCCGGAGUGCUUUAGCCCCGUCGCUGCGAACCACACAACAUGACUUCGUUUUCCGAGAGUGCCUUGGAAAGAAAGCUUUCCGAGCUGAGCAACUCGCAGCAGAGCAUCCAGACCUUGUCUCUCUGGCUGAUCCACCAUAGAAAACAUCACAAACUCAUCGUGCAAACAUGGCAGAACGAGCUACACAAAGCCAAACCCGGCAGGAAGCUUACGUUUAUGUACCUGGCCAACGAUGUCAUACAGAACAGUAAGAAAAAGGGACCAGAGUUCACCAAAGAGUUCACCAACGUUCUGGUGCGCGCAUUCCAACAUGUAGCAAGUGCAACAGAUGACGAUACAGUAAAACGGCUGGAAAGAAUAGUGGACAUCUGGAAGGAAAGAGCAGUAUAUGAUGCAGAUUAUGUCGACCAACUCAAACGGGGACUUCACAAGCGCUCAGGAAACGAAGACAGGCGAUCGCCCGUGAAGAAGAAGAAGGUGGAGCCGGUCGUUCUACUCGAGGAGGAAGAGGAAGAAGAAGAGGGGUCUCCAAGGGAACCUCCUGAACCAGAGGAGCUGAUGAAGGCCCUGGAGGAGUUGGAACACUCGGCCUCGAGUGACGCUGCAGUGAGAGAGAAGAUCGCAAACCUCCCGCCUGAAGUACAGGAUGUCUCCAUGUUAGAGAAAAUACAAGACCGAGAUUCAGCAGAAAAGUUGUCUAAGAUGGUAGAUGAGGCGUGCAUGUUACUGGCGGAGUACAACGGGAGACUGGCCGCCGAGCUGGAGGACAGGAAACACGUGUCCCGGAUGCUGAAGGACUUUGUAGCCGUGCAGAAGGAGAAAUUAGCGCAGUCCGAGGAAAUGUUGUCGGAGUACAAGACCAAGCUGGCGAAGGUGACCAGCGUGAGGAAAGAGCUGAAGUCCCACCUGCAGAACCUGCCAGACCUGACGCUCCUACCUGACGUGACAGGAGGGCUCGCACCGCUGCCCUCCGCUGGGGACCUCUUCUCUUCUGAAUGAUCUACACACAUGUACAGCUGGCAUCGCCUUCCAG